Suillus subalutaceus is the source of this 577-nucleotide messenger RNA. RefSeq lists its product as uncharacterized. The record is from RefSeq and is a predicted model, not a curated record. Lineage: Eukaryota; Fungi; Basidiomycota; Agaricomycetes; Boletales; Suillaceae. The coding region runs from base 1 to 522 and encodes 173 amino acids. The transcript has a single exon.
AUGGAGUCUUGCCUUCUGCUCAAGUUCAAGCGUGACCCUCCUUGGUUCUUCCACGCUGUGGACAUCUAUCGAGACAAUCUAAGCGAGGUUCCCGCUGCAGACUUGCGUGACAUUGCCCGCCGCCUGGGGUUCACCAAGUCGCAAGUUCGUCGCAAAGAUCUUUCUAUUGAAGCCUUAAUUGAACACUUUUCUAAAGUAUGCAGUGCAAUCUCGUCGUCGCUUCGAGUGGAAAACUCUGGCUCCCGUCAUCUUCCAGCCAGUUUGAAUACCCGAGCCACUCGCAUUGCUGCUGAGUUGUCAGACUUGUACGGUGUCCAAGUUGCUGCCGCCCUGCGAAAGUUCCCCCCUGCCCUAAAAUCUCUCGGCCAUGCGGACAGUCGUCUCUCUGCUUCCCGUCUGGUUCCAUGGGUCUCUGUUCCCGUGGACGUCGUCUCGAAUGUCUCGCCCGGGAAGAAGUUCGCUCAUGCCUUCAAGGGUUGCCUCGUCGUUACCGUGUGCUAUAUAACUAUCGUUCAUCCCUAGGGAAACGCACGGGUACGGGUAACACCGCGGUUCUAUGCUGACGGGUUUGGAGGGU